Messenger RNA from Bombina bombina (fire-bellied toad), 630 nucleotides. RefSeq names its product probable ATP-dependent DNA helicase HFM1. The record is from RefSeq and is a predicted model, not a curated record. Bases 1 to 567 code for a protein of 188 amino acids. Lineage: Eukaryota; Metazoa; Chordata; Amphibia; Anura; Bombinatoridae. The transcript has 5 exons.
AUGACUAAUGUCUUUGAUAUGAAGGUCCAGAUGCAAAUGAUAAACGAAGCUAAUAAAAAUAUGAAUCUACAGAAAUAUGUCUUUACACCAAAAACUUCAAAGACAUCCUGCACAUGGUCACCAUAUUUGCAAUCACCUCCACAAACAUUAAAACUGCCUAACUCUACUGAUAUAAUGAGACACUACAAUGAACAUGCACAGGAUGGAGCAAAUUUUAAAAGCUCAGACAAUCUAGGUUCUAAAAAAUCUCAGACUGCAACAUCUAAAAAGACUACAAUUAAUUCUUCACUAACUAAUCUGACAGAUGCAGAUAAAAGUAGCUGUUGUUCAACAAAAAAUCUAGAGGUCACAUUUGAAUUAGGGACUGUCUGGGAUAAUUUUGAUGAUGAUAUCCUACUGGAUGCCAGCAGUUUUACAAUGGAAACCUCUGCUUUAGGUUCCAAAAAUUUAUCCUUCAGUGAAUUUCAUUCAACACCAGCAUUCUCACCAUCAGCUGAACAGAAGGAACAAGCUUGGAGUAAUUCUGUUUCAUCAAAAGUGUGGGUAUUGUUUCUGCUAGGUUUGUGAACUCCAAAGAAUGCCCUUCCAAUUUUCAUAGGAAUAAGAAAACUGACAAUGUUUAAAGCACAG